UGUGGGGUCCGGGGAGAGCGGAUAUAGUGAAUGCUGGGUCCGGGGAGAGCGGAUAUAGUGAAUGCAGGGUCCGGGGAGAGCAGAUAUAGUGAAUGCGGGGUCCGGGGAGAGCAGAUAUAGUGAAUGCGGGGUUCGGGGAGAGCGGAUAUAGUGAAUGCAGGGUCCGGGGAGAGCAGAUAUAGUGAAUGCGGGGUCUGGGGAGACCAGAUAUAGUGAAUGCAGGGUCCGGGGAGAGCGGAUAUAGUGAAUGCAGGGUCCGGGGAGAGCAGAUAUAGUGAAUGCAGGGGUCUGAGGAGACCAGAUAUAGUGAAUGCAGGGUCCGGGGAGACCGAAUAUAGUGAAUGCAGGGUCCGGGGA
This is a messenger RNA of Staurois parvus, 357 nucleotides long. The record is from the annotation of a GenBank genome assembly. Lineage: Eukaryota; Metazoa; Chordata; Amphibia; Anura; Ranidae.